AUGACAGAUGCAUACACCAGAUAUUCACAGAGCAAAUCAUUAAAAUAUCAAAAAGAAAGAGACAUUGUGAUGAAGUCAAAGUCUAGGAGGUCUAAAUAUUCAGAUCAAAAAUAUCAUCAUGUAGAGUCAAAAACACCUCCAUUGCCUGCCAAAAGUACCUCAUCAUUGGAAGAAUUGUUAAAAAAAAGGGAAUCUCUUAAACAAGAACUAAAAAAAAUUGUAAAAGAUCCUGACACUGCACCUAACAUUGAUUACAACAAAAAACGUAGGCAUUCCAAAGAAGACUAUGCUUAUGAAAUUAUGAUUAAUAAAAAACGACAAGUUCAUAAUGAAACCCGAUCUAGUAAAGUUGCCAAGACAAGAAAAUCGAAUCAUGAAUCUUCACCAGAACUAGAACAUAUUCAACCUGAGUCAGAAGACGAAGAGACUAUAAUACAACAAAGACGACAACAACGUAAACAACUCUUAGAAAAAUUUAAUGUUUUGAAUGAAAAAAGCAAUGAAAGUACUGAAGAUGACAACAAGGCUAGCAACAGUGAAGCUGAAAACACCACAGAUAUGAAGAACACUCAAGACAAUCAAAUUAUUUCAAAACAAGUGACGGACAUGUUCUCAGAGAAAGAUGAAUUUGAGUCUAAUGGUGCAACAAAAAAUGCAUCGCAUAAUGAAGAUGAGACUAAUUUAAAUUUAACCGAUAAUUGGGAUGAUGCUGACGGAUACUUCAAUAUACGUAUAGGAGAUACUAUUAACAAUAGAUAUACCAUUAAAAGCAUUUUAGGUCAAGGAGUAUUUGCAAAUGUGGUUCGAGCUCAAGAUAACAUGGAAGGAAAUGACUAUGUAGCAAUUAAAAUCGUCAGAAACAAUGACCUAAUGUAUAAAACAAGUUUGAAAGAAAUAGAAAUUCUAAAACAAAUACGAGAAGCAGACCCUGACAACAAAUACCACUGUGUUCAGUUCCUUGGACAUUUUAUGCAUAAAAACCAUCUUUGUCUUUUACUGGAGUCUCUACACAUGGACUUAAGAGGAGUCAUAAAGAAAUAUGGGAAACACCAUGGCAUCAAUAUGAAAGCUUUAAUGAGCUACAGCAGGCAAUUACUGCUAGCUUUAAGACUUCUCAAAAAACUGGGUAUCAUUCAUGCAGACAUAAAACCAGACAACAUAUUAGUAAAUGAAAAGAAAAAUUUAUUAAAGCUGUGUGACUUUGGUUCAGCUGGCAAAUCUGAUGACAAUGAACCCACCCCCUAUUUAGUUUCAAGGUUUUACAGAGCACCUGAAAUUAUUUUAGGUGUGCCAUACAAACAUGGAGUGGAUGUCUGGUCAGCAGCAUGUACCAUAUAUGAAAUGGCAACAGGAAAAAUUUUAUUCACAGGAAGCUCAAAUAAUAAAAUGUUAAAAUGCUUCAUGGACUUGAAAGGAAGAUUUUCUAGCAAACUUGUAAAGCGAGGGAAAUUCAAAGAUCAACAUUUCAAUUACAAUAAUAAUUUUCUUCUUCAUAAAAAAGAUGAAUUCACUGGCAGAGAAAAAGUUGUUGAAAUGAGUAAUAUCAGUAUCAGCAGAGAUUUACUGCAAGAACUGAAAAAAUGUAACAAGAGUAUAUAUAUGAAUGAAGAAAGAAAAAUAACACAGCUCAAAGAUUUACUGGAUAAGAUGACAAUGCUAGAUUCUAGUCAAAGAGCACAGGUAAACGAUUGCUUGAAGCAUCCUUUCAUUUUAGAAGAACUGGAUAAAUGUUAA
Messenger RNA from Spodoptera littoralis (African cotton leafworm), 1734 nucleotides. NCBI's taxonomy places the organism in Eukaryota, Metazoa, Arthropoda, Insecta, Lepidoptera, Noctuidae. The record is from the annotation of a GenBank genome assembly.